Molecule: messenger RNA, 632 nt
Organism: Lolium perenne
Lineage: Eukaryota; Viridiplantae; Streptophyta; Magnoliopsida; Poales; Poaceae
Source: RefSeq, a predicted model, not a curated record
GUGCCACUCGAAUCGGCGAACCCCCAACUCCUUCCUAGCUAGUGCCGUGAUAGAUCAAAGCUAGCAAGCUACCAGAGAUAUCCAAGAGAGAGUAAGACAAUGGGCGGGUGCUUCUCUUCGUCGACGUCCGGCGGCGCGUACUACCACGAGGAGUACUCGGCGGCCGGGUGCCGGCGGCCGCAGCGCGUGCGGCCGAGCGACGAGGACGGCCUCUACUACGUCGGCGAGCGGGACGUGGACAACAAGGCCGGCAUCUACAUCGCCAAGUUCCACCGCUACCAGUCCGAGGUCGUGCCGCAGACGCCCGCGCCGUCCUCGGCCGCCGCUCGAGCUGUGAUCGCCGGCUGAGCACGGCGGACCGUACCGGUCUACCGGAGCUGCGACGCAGGAGCAAGAUCGAAAUGGUUGUCUUCCAUGUGGGUUGGUUAUUGGUGUCUGGGUUCUUUCGCUUAGUUCUCUCUUUAGCCUGCGCGUGCGCGCGCGGCUUGAUCGCGAGGGUGAGCUCCUAAUGAAUAAUUAGUACUGUAUUUCAGAUGACGGAUGGCUAAUGCUAGUACUCGUGUGUACAGUAUAUAUGUAUAUAUGUUAUGUAAAUUUGUUCAAGAUCUAUAAAGGUUGGUGAUCCUAAGUGA